Messenger RNA from Wasmannia auropunctata (little fire ant), 2442 nucleotides. RefSeq lists its product as uncharacterized. The coding region runs from base 364 to 1584 and encodes 406 amino acids. The transcript is spliced from 5 exons. The record is from RefSeq and is a predicted model, not a curated record. Lineage: Eukaryota; Metazoa; Arthropoda; Insecta; Hymenoptera; Formicidae.
GCCACGGUCAACCAGUCACGGUGACGGACGAUCAGCAGUUGUUCAGUUCUCGGCGGUUGUGUAUGUACUCGCGUGUGCCGUGUGGCCGCGUCUCGCGUCUUCGUUGUGUCGUGUUUGUUCUCGCAAGUAAUUUGUCGCGUUGUCGAUGUUCGCGGACGGAGCCGACGGAGAUUCGAGGUCGCGCAACGAGCAGGAAGAACCGGUUGGACGAGUAUCGCGCAUCGCGUUGUAAACACGCGCGAGAUCUUGGCACGAGAAAUUUCGGAGAAGACAUAAAAGAAAGAGAGAGAGAGAAAGAGAGAGAGUGAGAGUGUGUGAAAAAGAGAUAAGAGGAAAGAGAGCGAGAGCACAGAAUCCGCAAAAAUGUCAGAGAUUGACGCGAAAGUGAACAUGUCGCUCGAUGAGAUCAUAAAAAUGGAGAAAAAGAAAAAGAGCGCGGCGAGCAGCGGAAAGACCGGCGGCGGCGGCGGCGGCGUUAAGCGCAAUCGUGGCGGUGCCGUACGUGGCCGGGGUGGAUUUAGAGGAAGAGGCACGAGAAUCAAGCGCAAUGUCGGGGGAGGAGGAGGACCACCCACCCUGAAGAAGCAACAGCAGAUCUGGCAGCAACGUAACGCAAACACCGCGGGCAACGCUCGCGGCGGCUUCGCUCGGAAUCGCUUCAGGAAGAACGGCAAUCUCGCGCGAUCGCGCAGCAACCUGAGCCUGAAUCGGAAGGCGAACGGAGGCGCGAGAGGAGGCGCGUUCAAUGUGCGCCGCGGUGGCAGAGGCAACAGAUUCGGGGGCGCGGGCGGCCUGACCCGCAGCCGCAGUCGCACGAACCUGACGUUCAAUCAGGGCGGCUUUUUCACGAGCAACAAGAGCAGCCCGCUGAAGCGCACGAACAGCCUGCCGAAUCUGCGAGAUCCAAACUCGGUUCACAAUCGCCUGGGUUACCAGAGCCCCGCGCAGAUCGCCUAUCGAAAUCGCGUGAAACGAGCGAAGCAGCUGCUGUUGCAGAGGCAGAAUCAAAGGCUGAGCAUACAGAAUCAAUUCAGAAUGGCACAGGCCAGCCAGAAGACCGCUCUGCUCUCGAUGCAGCCGAGAACUUUGGGAAGGCAGCAGAUAUUAACGUCGCAACGUCGCUUCAUGACCGGUGGACUGCGAUCUGAUCAGAUCGCUCACGCACAGAGACGGGCGCAAUACGAACAGAAACUCCUACGAAUGAACGCCGCUCGAUUGACUCCUACUCCAAACGUCAAUUUCAUGUGCACACUGGGAAGCGAGUACAUACCUACCGCCACACGUCAGCGACCACUCACCCUCGUGCAGAGCCGACAGCCUGCAACGAUCACCAGCCCACGACAAAUGACCAGAGGACGAUCGCCGUUCAGGCAAAGCGCACAGGCUUUAAAUAUGAUUGGCCGACCAUUAUUCAGCCGACAACGCUCGAGAUCGAGAUCACGAUCACGCUCGCGUACGCACAACACGACCGCGUCCGACUCCAGUGGGGACGUCGACGAUCGCAGCUUUAGCGAAGUUAUGUACAGCCUGUCGGGGAAUCUCGGCAUUACGGGGCGAACUCUUAACGAUCGAUUUAGCUUUUAAGUAGUUGGCGUCGCAAAUUCGGCUUUUUAUCGUUACGAAACAAAAAAAAAGCAGUACCUUUUAUUUUAACACUAUAGACAAAAUGCUGUUACUUUUCUUUGUUUUAUUAAAUACGCGAGCGUUAUUGAUGUUAAAUCACCAUAGUGCGUUAACUAAUACGUCUUCACAAGUAUCUUUUCAUUUGCUUUACUUACAUUGAUUUUAGCCGAAAUAUCGCCUUUUCACAUUUGCAUUGUUAAUGUGUGCAAACUCUACGUUUUUAGGGAUUAUCACGAUAGACAGUGUCACACUUUCAUCCGGAGUGUAGUAUAGCGUGGAUAGAAUUAAAGAGAGCGAUUCUUAUCUAUCAUACGAUUAAAAAGAAGGAAUCUCAUUUUUUUAUCUACGUGCAAUAAUUUUGUAUGAAAUCUUCAGUAUUUUUUCAUUACAUAGGAGGAAAGAUGUUAUUUAAAUACGUAUAGUAAUUUCGAGAGCAAUUUAUUGAAACUUCGAUAUGUAAUGUGAAAGAAAAUUAGCUUAAGUGAUUACGUUUUUCUGUAUAAGAUAAAGCAUACACUUUCCAAAUGUGUUUUGUUUUUGCUUUGAGAAAUAUACAAAUUUUGACGAUUAGUUAUCAAUCUUUUUAAAUUUAUGUUGCAUUUUAGAUGAUCUUUGAAACAUAAGGGAUGAUUUAGGUAUUAUAUGCAAUCUGUAAUUCACGUGUAUGUACAUUUGCAUAUAUAUAUGCAAUCUUAUAAUUCAUCAAACAUCUGUACAUGAUUACAUUUUUUUUCGUGCGUUUAGUAAAAAUUUUGAUUUAUGCUUUAAUUUGCGAGAUUGUAACAAUAUGAUUAAAAUAUAUAUUGAUGAGAAGACAAA